Molecule: messenger RNA, 2991 nt
Organism: Seminavis robusta
Lineage: Eukaryota; Bacillariophyta; Bacillariophyceae; Naviculales; Naviculaceae
Source: the annotation of a GenBank genome assembly
AUGUCAGAGUCCAAGCAGGAGGAGUAUGAAGAGCAGGAACGCAAAGUCUCCUUUCGCAGCAGCGAGUUGCGGCAUCGCAAGCCUCGAAAUGUCGCUACCAUGGUCAUGCAAAUGAACCGUGAAAGCAAACGGAAUUUGUUUGAUGAGGAUGACAAUCACAAUAAUAAUACUAAUCUCCUAGACUCGACGAGGAGAACCUCGGCUGCGCUGAUCCGUUCCCGGUCAAACGAGCAAGGACGACGACGACAGAAAGCUCAUCGGCGCUAUUACUCGGCCUUUAAUGUCCCGUACCAUGAAGAUGCUGCCGCCAACGAUACUCCUUCCGAACUGGCCGAUACAUCCAUUCCGCUCUUUGGGCCUUCUCAAGCUCCCACGUCCAGUCUGCUCAACCAUGCCCAACACUUGGAGAAUUUGUUUCAAACACCGGCUCGUGGUUUUAACGACCUAUUGGAGCCCUAUAGUUCGCCCUUUUAUGGAACGGAAAUCAGCUAUCACAGCCAGAGAAAUCGUCGCAGUAUCACCGAGGAGGAGACGGAAGGUGAUGACGACGACGACGACAGUGAGGAUGAUAUUUCAGAUGUCAGUUCUCAAGAUGAGGAGAAGCAGGAUGUCGAACAAGGAAAUCAAGUGCCGCAAGAAAAGACUCGAUUGAUUGAAACUACAACAACAUCCAAACGACGAAAAUCGUGCUGUUGUCGACUGACCCGCGUAUGUCGGGCAUUUGUGCAAGUGGUCAAACCGGAAGAAGUAUUGACCAACAUUCAUCACUUUCUGUCCACCACGUUCUUGCUAUUGAUUGUGCCCUGUCUCAUUGCCGCCAGCAUUUUAUAUUAUUCCCUCGACAAUCCCGAUUUGGAAUUCUUACCCACUCAAGCCAGGCUCAGUUGGUUCAUGUUGUUCAUUGUACGUCUCUCCGUCACAUUUACGUUGGCGCGAAUGACACAGUGGAUGUUUGAAGUCUUGACCAUGCGCACGACAAUCUUUGCCCGAGCUUGUGGCCCCUUGUUUGCAUUAGUCAUGAUGCAAUCCAUGGGAUGGCCAUUGCUGGCGUGUUCCUGGGGUUGUUGGAAUUUGAUAAUCUUGCAUGGAGAUUCCAAUUUUGUCAAGCAUUGGUUCUACUGGACGGGGAUCAAACUCUUCUCCAUUCAAUUCAACCGAGGCGAUGGCAUUUUGGCAUCCGAACUCUACGGACGAUUCCUGGCCGCCAUAAUUCUGCUGGGUGUCGCGGCGGCAAUCAAACGAACCUUUGUGGCGCUAUACCUUUCCAGGCGCAUGUUGCAGCAUUACAGAGGGCAGCUGGAAAAGGUCAUGAGUCAAGUCAAACUCGUUAUGGAAGUGACGGAACUUGCAGCACAAACGGAUGAACCGAGCUUUAAUGAGCGAUUGUCCAAAGUGAUCAAUGAAGGCGGUUCGGCAGCAGAGGUAGUAGAUCGAAGCAAACGGAACAAGUUGGUGGAGACGCAGACCGUGCUCGAUGCUCAGAAUUCAGGAAUGAACGCAAAAAUGAAGUGGAACAUGUUAAAGGAACGAGCAUUGAACGAUCGCUACACAAUGAACUUUAACGGAGAUGAGGUGUCGACAGCCGGCAGAACUUCUGCCGCCGGUAGCACAGGGGAACGAUCCACAGCCCGCAAGAAUACACUCAAAAUGAUCUUUGACGGUCUCGAGCGAUGGCCGGAACCAGAAGACAAAGGGCGCAAGAACACUGCCUCGUCCCUCCACGAUAUCUUGCAGUUCAGGAAGGCCAUGGCCUUUAUGGAAACCCAAUUUCCCUUCUCCGAAAAGUUUGGGCCCGUCGCCAAUCGUAAACAGUGCGUGAAGAAUGCAAUGAAGGUCUACAAGCGACUCUUACGCUUCACACCAGGCCAACAAACGCUUUCCUUUGAUGUCAUUGGUGCACUGGCGUUUCGAGACGACCAGACGUUGGAUGAAAACAGGGCGAUUGCCUUGCUGCGUGUCUUCCUCCCGGACAAAAAUGAAGCGUUGACGAUGUUGGCUUUUGUGAAUUCAACUGAUAAUGUGUACAAGCAGCUUCGGUACCUCCGAGCUGCUCUCAGCAAUUCCUCCAAGAUUGAUUCCGUGUUGGAAGACUCAUUCAAUGGAGUCUUCUAUGCCGUGCUGGCUGUGAUUCUAUUGUGUCUUUGUGGCUUCAACCCCUGGCCGUUGCUGGUGUCCUUCAGUACAUUGACAGUGUCCUUUGCCUUUGCUUUCGGGCCCUCCGUCGCCAAGAAUGUCGAGGGUGUCCUAAUGAUUGCGGUGAGGCGGCCGUAUGAUAUCGGAGAUCGCAUUACCAUUUCAGGUGCCGAAUCAUUGGUCAACCCUCCGUUGGCGAAUAGCUGGCUUGUGGAGGACAUUACCCUGACCACUACAACACUACGAUUUGCCUCCACAAACGAAGUGGCAUCACUCAAUAACUCCAGUCUUGCGAGCUCUCGAAUUGUCAAUUGCUCCAGGUCACCGAAAGCGCAGGUCACUAUCCGUAUUCAAUUGGACGUGGACACCAGUCAAAGAGACAUCGAUGAGUUCCGCAAGAGAAUCGAAACGUACCUGUCGGAUAACCCACGAAUUUGGGUUGGUUUGAUUCAAUCUCGUACGGACGACAUCAACAGCGAUGCGGGCUACGCGACAAUGAUGUACCGUGCGCAACACGUCAAGCCUUGGCAAGAUCUUGGACCAAUUAUGUCGGCUAGAGGUGAAUGGCAGCGCUUUGCCGAAAACACGGCAACUGAUAUGGGUAUCAUCUAUGACAGUCCACCGAGACAGAUGACCAUUGGAGUAGGACUUGCAGCGGAAUCAAAACAAAACAAGGCAACAGAAGGUCAAAACAAAACAGCCAGUUUCAUUCGCUCCCUCAGCAAAGAAAAAAGUGGAGGCCAGCAUGAAAGGAAGACAACCGACGAAAGAGUUUUCGGAAGCAUUUCCAAGUACAUGGAGGACUCCCAACCUGCUCCAACAACGCUUGCCAUGAGCGAACAGGCUGCGGCGGACUAG